Paramuricea clavata is the source of this 1577-nucleotide messenger RNA. The record is from the annotation of a GenBank genome assembly. Lineage: Eukaryota; Metazoa; Cnidaria; Anthozoa; Malacalcyonacea; Plexauridae.
AUGAUCACAGAACAAUCUCGUCAAGCAUACAUUGCUGCAAAUAACUUACAAGAGAGAGAAAAAGCUGCCGAAGAAUCUAUUAUAGUAAGCUCUGACUCUGGCGAUAGUGAAGCCGAACUUUUGGCCACAGAAGGUGUACCUGACUGUCUAAUAGGCAAUGUAGUUACGGAAAUUUUGAGAAAAAGAAGGGCAGCAAUACAGAGAAAAGCAGUGAGAAGAAGUAAAGCCAAAAUUGCAGCUCAAAGGUUUCUGAGGAGGCGUAAGAGUAUCCCAAAUUAUUUCAGAGUGUGAAGGUAUUGGAGAGGUGGUUGAGGAGUAUGUUCGCAGUUGCAGAGUAGGAGCCGAUGCGUGGAGGCAAACUGGAGUGCUAACAUUUGACGGUAAUCGCAAAGUAAAGAAAAAGGCCACAUUUAAAGGAAUUAAGGAAUACUUAGAAAGAAAGUACAUGUGAAACUUCUCGUACGGCUCUGUUGUUCAGCUUUGCAUCGCUCAAAAUAAGCAACGUAAAUCAGCUUCGUAUUAUAAAGGUGUUGCUUGCAUUAUAUCAAAGGCGUGCUCGAAAAGGCUUCAACUUGCGGUACAACCCUGACAGCCACUGGAGCUCGGCGCUGUAUUCUGGCUUAAACAUGAUCCAGCUGCAGGAUGGAUACUUAAUGAAUCUUGGUAGGGAUGACCAAGCAGGGUUCAGACUAGACAGUGUCCACUCAGACUUCACAAGACCUUAUCAGCCAAGGGGAAUGCUCCACUUACCACUCAUACUGAUUAUGUCACCAAAUAUACACUCCAGACAUCCUCAUAUAAUUUUCUGGAAACUGAAAGUACCGGUGAAAUCUGUGCAGGGAUUGUUAAAGCGAUACCAGUCCAUGCCAAAAAUUUUUAUAAUAAGCGUUUUAUAAUAGGAAUACUGGUUUACCAAAGACAAUCGAGUGCAUAUGAGUUGGUGGUGGUGACGAAGGCCCUGCAGCCACAUAGAACAAGCUACCCAAGUCACCAUGGUCACCUCAAGAAACAGCGGAGCUAGUUAUCGCAACAAAGUGGAAUUGCAAAUGGUGCAUGCCAAUGUGUUUAUACCAUCUACUCUGAAUGGCAACUGUGUUGAUGGUUCUGGUGAAAUAUGAAUAUUCUUGAAAACAACUUGAACUCAGCAAUAGAUGUGUAUAUUGACAGAGUGGAUGGAGCACCAUGUGCAUCAACCAGCAUUCAUCUUUACAAAGGCCCUAAAAGUGAUACAUACCAAAAAGAAAACGAACAUUUUAAAGUGUUUAUAAAGGGAAACAAAGCAGCCAAGGAAAAACUCAAGAAAACACCCCCCGAAUUGUUCGCCAAAUUUGAGAGAGUAUGGGGGAUUCGUAAAAUGCAUUUGUAAACUACCUACCCCUUAAAAUAUAUAUUUCUUCUUCGGUGCUGUUAUAAAGAUGGAUGUGAUCAUCCUGUUUGCUUAAAAGGUCGCCCAAUUGAGGAAAGUACAUGGUAUCCAAAUGGUCCACCUGUGUCAUAUAUUCCAAUUCCUACACCUGACCCGAACCGUCCUUUCGGUGGAGAUGAAUGCAAAGAGAAAUGUUCUCGCCAUUACAUGA